GACGUCGCGUUCUCUGUGAGCCUAUCACGAGGCAGCUUCCUUGUAGCACCGGCCAAUCACCUUUCAGAGUAGAGGGUUUAACUCUUAUUUAAAAAGAGGAACCUUUGAAUCGCAACGGCUGAGCUUCUGCAAAGACUCAGUGGCCUUGGCUUGAAGGCAGGAGAGCCGGCGGGUUGGCAUCAUGGACAGAUCUAAAGAAAACUGCAUUUCAGGGCCUGUAAAGGCCACCGUUCCACUGGGUGACGGCCCGAAACGUGUCGUGGUGACUCAGCAGCUUCCUUCUCAGAAUCUGCCAUCGGGAAGCAGUGGCCAGGCUCAGCGGGUCCUGUGUCCUUCAAACUCCUCCCAGCGGGCUCCUUCAAAGGCACAAAAGCUCGUCUGUAGUCAGAAACCGCUACAGAAGCAACUGCAGGCUGCCAGUGGGUCUUGGCCCGUCUCUCAGCCAGUGAGUAACACCCAGAAGUGCGAGCAGCCCCGGCCGCCGGCACCUGGAGAUAAUCCUGAGAAGGAAGUGGAAUCAAAACCGAAAAAUGAAGAGUCAAAAAAGAGACAGUGGACUCUGGAAGAUUUUGACAUUGGUCGCCCGCUGGGUAAAGGAAAGUUUGGCAAUGUUUAUUUGGCAAGAGAAAAACAAAGCAAGUUUAUCCUGGCACUGAAAGUGUUGUUUAAAGCUCAGCUGGAGAAAGCAGGAGUGGAGCAUCAGCUCAGAAGAGAAGUAGAAAUACAGUCCCACCUUCGGCAUCCCAAUAUUCUCAGGCUGUAUGGUUAUUUCCAUGAUGCCACAAGAGUUUAUCUAAUUCUGGAAUAUGCACCACUUGGGACAGUCUAUAGAGAGCUUCAGAAACUUUCCAAGUUUGAUGAGCAGAGAACUGGACUUUAUCUCAAGGCUGCUAAAGCAUAAUCCAGGCCAGAGGCCGACUCUUAGUGAAGUACUGGAACACCCCUGGAUUACAGCAAAUUCGACCAAGCCAUCCAGUGGCCAGAAAAGCAAAGAGUCAACUAGCACAUCAUCUUAAUCGUGCAAGGGCAGAAACCCUUGAGCCAGGGCUGCUGUGUGAUCUUCGGGAACGUGCUCCCAGACCUAUGUUACUGUUGACCGCCUGCCUUCGAUUCCCAGCGCCACAGGAAGUAUCACUUCUCUCCCUGAUUCUGCAGUGCCUUGGCCUCCCUGUUCUCAAAGCUCCCCUGAAGGAAACGUGACACUCUGUGAAAGCGCCUCGAGAAUCCUGCUGCUUUUACCAGGUUCCUAAUCCAGGGGCAGGGCUCAGCUGCAGCCGUAGCAACAGUCUGUGCCGGGCAGGGUGUCCUGUGUGAGAACUCGGAGUCUGGUUCUCAGGAAAGUAACCGCUUUCCUCUGACUCAGUGAGCUAAUGUGCUACACAGUAACCUGCGAGGACCCGAGUGUGUGUGUAACUUAUUGGGUGGUCAAACCUGGGAAAGGUGUUGAAAUGAAUAUGUGAUUCUUUUAAAUAUUAAAGAUCUCUGUAUAGUAUUUUUCUUUCCAUGCAUCCCCUCAUCAUCCCUGUUAGGGCUGUCUGGGUUUCCGACCCUCCUUAACCACUAUGAAAGACGAACACAUGCUCUACCUCUGUCUCAGGAAUUGCUUGGGAUACACAAGCAGCUCCUGAGACCUUAUGUCUCAGAACUUUUUCUAAAUGUUAAGGGCUCUUUUGAUUGCAUUGGAGUUACGGCAUGUGUGCAAACUUGUUAAAUGCAUAAAUAAAUACACCACUCUAC
This is a messenger RNA of Heterocephalus glaber (naked mole-rat), 1737 nucleotides long. The record is from RefSeq and is a predicted model, not a curated record. Lineage: Eukaryota; Metazoa; Chordata; Mammalia; Rodentia; Bathyergidae.